CCUCCCCACACCUCCGUCCCUCCUAAAUCCAAAGGUAUUACUAACAGAUCAAACACGCAAUUUUUUGGUUCGGGGAAACCCAACCCAGUCAUUUCAGCCCGCGUGCCCGAUAUUCUCGCUUGGGUCUCUCUCUGGCUUUUUCCAACUUUCAGCACACUCAACUCACUUGAACCGCAUCCAUUUCCAAAAAAAACACAUCCUUGACAUUUUCUCUUAUAAGACGCGAUAUACAAUUUCUAGGCGCGACGUACUCCUACUCCUUGAGCUGCAUUACAACAAACAUUUGGGAUUUAUUGUUACAAAACAGCAUACACGCAACAACUACAACAAGAAAAGAAUAGAACCUAGUCUUGUACCAUUACUCUAUUUUUUCUUGUUCUUUUUUUUCCAACGACACACACACACACACGCAUUCAAAAUAAUUGAUAAUAAAUGGGAAACGUCUCCAGUUGCUCGUGCUGCCAAGACUGUUUCGGAAAACGGAACCGGACAGGCCUAUAUGAGCCUCUGUUACAAGAAAAUGAACGUGAGGCGAUUGCCGAACUACUUCAAUUUCUUGAAAAUCGUAAUCAAACCAACUUCUUCGAAGGCGAACCAUUACGAGCAUUAUCGACGCUAGCUUUUUCUGAUAAUGUGGACUUGCAGCGGUCCGCCGCGUUGGCAUUUGCAGAAAUCACUGAGAAAGAUGUCCGUCAAGUGGGUCGUGAUACGCUCAAUCCUAUUCUUUUCUUACUACAAUCGCAUGAUGUGGAGGUACAACGCGCAGCAAGUGCAGCGCUAGGAAAUCUGGCUGUGAACACGGAGAAUAAGCUGCUGAUCGUCAAACUCGGGGGUCUGGAGCAGUUAAUUCGUCAGAUGGGAAGUCCGAACGUCGAAGUACAGUGCAACGCUGUAGGCUGCAUUACAAACCUUGCAACACAUGAUGAAAAUAAGGCAAAGAUUGCACGAUCGGAUGCGCUUCGUUUGUUGGUAGAUCUGGCACGAUCCAAGGAUCAAAGAGUGCAGCGUAACGCGACCGGAGCAUUACUUAACAUGACACAUACCCAGGAAAACCGUCAACAGUUAGUGAAUGCAGGUGCAAUCCCAGUCCUGAUAGGGCUUCUUAGUUCGCAAGAUGCCGAUGUCCAAUAUUACUGCACAACAGCUUUGAGCAAUAUUGCGGUCGAUGCUGGGAACCGGAAAAAGUUGGCACAGACCGAUUCGCGCUUGGUACAAUAUUUGAUUGCUCUCAUGGAAACCAAGAGUCUCAAGGUCCAAUGCCAAGCAGCGCUUGCACUGCGUAACCUAGCAUCUGAUGAAAAAUACCAGCUCGAAAUCGUCAGAUGCAAAGGCCUUACACCUCUCCUUCGUCUUCUCAAGUCAUCUUUUCUUCCACUCAUUCUAUCAUCUGUCGCAUGCAUCCGCAAUAUAUCCAUACAUCCAGCCAACGAAUCACCCAUCAUCGACGAAGGUUUUGUCAACCCGCUUAUUGAACUGCUUUCCUACGACGAUAACGAGGAAAUCCAAUGCCACGCAAUAUCUACGCUUCGAAAUUUAGCAGCAAGUUCUGAACGUAAUAAGAAAGCCAUUGUGGAAGCAGGCGCGGUUGAGCGCAUUCGGAUACUCAUCAAUCAAGUACCUCCAAGCGUACAAACGGAAAUGACGGCUGCGAUUGCCGUGUUGGCACUUAGCGAGGAGUUAAAGCAACGGCUUCUCGGCAUGGGCGUGCUUGAGGUUUUGGUGCCACUUACGUCAAGUCGCAACAUGGAAGUUCAAGGCAAUUCAGCCGCAGCAAUUGGCAAUUUGAGCUCGAAAGUGAAAGACUAUUCGCCCUUUGUGCAAGUCUGGUGUACACCAGCAGGAGGUUUAUGUGGAUUCCUGGUACACUUUCUCGACGAGGGCCAAGCAAUCGCGUUCCAGCAUAUUGGCGUUUGGACUAUCGAACAAUUUCUUGAAGGAAACGAUCCCGAGCUCGUGUCAAGAAUUGCACAGUCAGCUGAAAUUGUUCAGGCUGUGCAACGAAUUGCCAAAUCCGGCGAACGAUCAAAGCAAACCAAAGCUGAAAACGGCGAUGAUGGAAGUGAAGAUGUAGAUGGUGACAUAUACGGUCUAGCUAAGCGCGUUGCAAAUGCCCUUUCUGAUAUAGAAUUCGGCAAGAAGCAAUAACAUCAUGUCUUUUUCUUUCCUAUUUUCUUACACACGCAGCACAACCAUCAUAUUCUUUCUAUCAUUGUCAUACUAUCCCACAUAUACACUAUCUCUCUCUUCUCUCUCUCUCUCUAUCCCCCUUUCACUACCAUUAUCGCCUUGUCUUUUCUCCCCGUCUUCCGAUUUACUAAACACAUUUUUUUUACAUGAUCAUACUACACUAUAUCUCUUGCGAUCAAAGUAUAUCCUUUUGGACAAUUUGGUGUUGCUGGAGUAAAAUGCGUGCUGAAAAUAAGACGUGAAGAGAACAUGAUAUUUUGGAUGGACCUGUCCAAUGUUGUAG
Zychaea mexicana is the source of this 2470-nucleotide messenger RNA. Its product is annotated as putative VAC8-vacuolar membrane protein required for the cytoplasm-to-vacuole targeting. Gene Ontology annotation, biological process: nucleus-vacuole junction assembly; vacuole inheritance. Gene Ontology annotation, molecular function: protein binding; protein-membrane adaptor activity. Lineage: Eukaryota; Fungi; Mucoromycota; Mucoromycetes; Mucorales; Lichtheimiaceae. Gene Ontology annotation, cellular component: fungal-type vacuole membrane. The coding region runs from base 433 to 2145 and encodes 570 amino acids. The record is from RefSeq and is a predicted model, not a curated record. The transcript is spliced from 11 exons.